CAGCUGGGCGAAGCAAUAACAUCACCAAGAAUAUCUGCCGAAAAAUCACACAAGAGGCAGAUAUUACUAUCUAAACGUCGCGUGAAUCUGACUUUCCACGCAGAUUUCUUCCAAGAAGAAAGACUUUUUCAUAUUUUUGUGACUGUACUACCUCGCAUAAAGAAUACCUAAAGCUAUGCUUUAAGAUUUUUUUCUUUCCGUUUUUAUUGUGUGGUCAUCGCGUUAACAACUUGAAUUAUUUUGCAGAUCUUUGCACCACAACCAAGUGAGACCUUAAAUUGUACAGCGCCUUCUGUGACAGCUCUGUUACAACAAAAAAGGCCAAUACACCUGUGAUCAACCUGCCAUCCAUUACAUCACUGAAAAAACAACCACAUCAGUGACUGUAGUUCAAAAAUAGCAAUUUGUAAAGGAAACUUCUAAGGCAACUAUCCCUCAGGAAAACAACUGUGACCUUUGACUUCCAAGGCAACCAUGUUCCAGCGAAUCAGCAGUCUGUUUUUUGGAAGCAUGGAGGACGUUACUCCUGAGCUGAAGGGACCAAAGCCCUGUGUGACUGAGGCUGAUGAAGAGGGAUGGCUCCUCGUCAACCUGCCUGGCAAGGACGGGCCAGAGGCAGCUGUACAGCCAGUAGCACACACCCGUCCCCGCAGUGAAUGUCAUGCACCUCAGACAUGUGGUCCCUCCCCUCCUACCUGCAAACACAGCAGGACUAGAGCAGGCAGGAUACAUUCAGCACAUCCCAGCCCCGCCUCCAUCUGUGCCCCUCUUGACCCUGCCUCCUUCUCUCACCUUGACUCAGUAGAAGUGAAUGUGUUGUUAAGCGAGCGGGGCUCAUGCUCGUGUAGUGACUGCAGCAUGGAUGAGAGCUGGUUUGUCACCCCUCCCCCCUGUUUUACUGCAGAAGGAGCAACGGCAGAGGCCAGCCCCUUGGAGGACCUGCUCAUCGAGCACCCCAGCAUGUCCGUCUAUGUCUCGCCCAGCCACCUCCCCGCCAUGGAGGAGAGCGCCACCAGCCUGGCUGGCACUGUCAGUAGGAUGUCUGAAUCGGCAGUGCCUGCUAUGACCAGGAGCAGCACAGCCACCCGGGUGACUCGAGGAGCAGCUGCACAGGCCGGUGCUCUGGCUAAAGUCACCCAAGUAUCUAGGGUCCAGAAGGCCAAAGCCCGAACUGAGCGUCGCCACCUGACACGCAAUCGCAUUCAGCGCCAAAACCGGGUGCUUGAACAGGUCCAACGGCGCGUGGCCCAUACCCACAACUCCUUCCUGCACCAACCGUGCCAGCGCAACUUUUGCCACUGAGGCAUCAAAAGUUUACAUGGAGGGCAUUAAUACAUCUAGACACCCCUAGAAACCCACUUCGUCCAACAUAUACCCUUUCCCAAUUGCCUUGUUAAUGUCAUUCUUUUGCUUGUACUGGUUUUAUUUCCACCAUGCUGUUCAGUUUCAUUGUAAUCAGGUUUGUCUCGCCCAUGUGUUGUGCACAAGUCAGUUUAUGUGUCUCCUCUUUAUGCUCUUAUCUGGCAGCCUAUCACCACGGGAGGAUCCAUAUUUUUGCCUAAGUCCUUUUAUGCUGCCUAAAUUAGAUCCUGAAUGUCAAACGCACACCAUAAGACAGAAGCUCAUCACACUGCACACAUUUAAAGACUCACAGUUUCUUGUUUUCUGUCAUGAUUGUGCACACUUUCCACAACUAAUCAGAAUAGCUGCAUCAAUUAAAAGAUCACUUUCCUUCCCUACUGUAGUUAUGCUCCUGAAAUUUGUUCUCACAAAAACUUGCGCAUAUAGCAAGUUAGCGACGCUAAAGUUUAUUCUUGAGAACUUGUCAACAAAGUACAAGGAGACAGGGAUUGAUAUCUUUUUCACACUGAUUUACACAGAACAUAAAAAAGAACAAAGAGAAACUAAAUAUAUGGAUGAUACAGUAUUGAUUUAUAUUUAUUUAUUGCUUCCUGCUGCCUACUCUUGUACUCUUUCGCUCUGGCCUAAUUUCAACAGCUGUUUCUCAUUGUUGCUCUGUCGCUUGUCCAGGAAGUGCGCACACCUGACAACUGGUUGCCAAAUUUCAAACAAGUUUGAAAUGUAUCGUACCAUCUGAUUGUACUGUAUUGAGAAUCGCAAAAGUCCAAAUUAGUAGAGCAUCUUCAAUGGAUAUGUGUUGUGAGUUAGCUAUGAUCUUGGGUAAUGAGCUUUAGUCCUGUAGUGUGCAUUUGGCUUAAAGCAAAAGUAGCAGUGAAUAUUGCUAAAAAAGGAGAUGCUUAGAAACUCUGUAUGCCGCUCUGCAUAUAAUGUCCAUCUAAAUGUUUAACACAGGCCGUUGGGUUUGAGAUCUAGAUCUCAUAAAUUGUAUUGCUUUCAUUUUAGUGUUAGAACAUAAUAAUCUUAAGGUCAAUUAUUUUCUGCAAAUUGAAAGAGCAAACCAUUGAAAGCUUUGUAGAAACAUUACCUCUUUCUUUGUCUCUGACUGGUGAGAUACACAGAUAUCCAGAGGAGAUAUCUGUACAUCUCACCUACUAAGAUCACUUUUAUUAAAGCAGCUACUACAGGAACCGAAGUGUCAUCACUUUUGAAAAGAAUAAUGAAAAGUAGGUAGGGGAAGGUGCAAGCAAGAAUUAAACCGAUCAACUCAGUUUAGGGGCACAUUUGCAAAAGAGGUUUUUCAUAGUAUGUUGCAAUCUGAAAAUGUUUAACAAUGCGGUGCUAACCAAGUUAUUUUGUGCUAUUUUAUGAGCACCAGUGAACUGCCAACCUUGACAGCAUUUAAAGGAUUGCACUCUCGACAUAAAGGUAUGCUGCAAUCCUAUGCUGCCUUCUAAGGCACCUCAUUUUGAGUCAUUAACAUAGCAAUAUGCUAACAGCAACGCUAUAAGAAAGGCAUCAUACAAUGAUAAUUGUAGCAGGUAAAGAAUAUAAAGAAUGGAAAUUAUAUGUCAUCGACAGUGGUUCACCUUUGCAAUUUAGGACGGAUAGCAUUCAAAUCAACUGCGAACCGUCCCAGAGUUUGCAUUUUGAGCGCUUUAAUACAGGAUGUCUCACUUUCCUGCAGGAGUGUUCCCCUCAAGUGUCUUCAAUAGAUGCCGUUUUUGCCAUAUUUCAGUGUUUUCCACAUAUUUCAAAUCUCGAGGGGGACCUCGGAUGGCAAAAAGGCUUGGGUGGAACCCCGUCCCAUGUUAAAGAAUGUGAAAGCACUAUUAGAAGGCAGCUGCCUAUGUAGGCAACUACAUAGGCAGAAACCAUCUCACUUGGUUUCGGAACUAUGGUCUUUUAGUUUGACAGGGAGGGUUCAUCAUUGACAUUACUGAUACUAUGCCAGUAAUAUGUUACUAAACAGACUUACUUACUGAUUUUCAUAGAUCUUCUAAGGAUGUACCCGUAGCAGAUUAGCAUUCCCUGAAAAUUGUUAUGUAAAGCUGAAGUAUCGUUGCCUGGUUACAUCUCAUUUCAAAUGAAUGAUCGUAGGGCAGUGUGCAAUACUGUGUUUUUGCAGGUCACGUUUUCAGCAUUUAGAACUGAAGAGAGCUUGCCAUGGGUUAGAGAUUAUAGUGGUUUAUAGGAAGUGAGGGACAGUAUAGAUUGUGACUCUAUAUUUACUUUAUGGAGGAUUCUUGAUGUGUGAAUCUUACUAAACCUUUCAAGAACAUGUCAUGGUCAUAUCAUGAUACAUGUCAUGAGGCACACACCCGCAAAUUCUGAUUACUGUCAAAAAUAAUGAUAAACGUAUACCAUAAAAAAUGAUAUAUUAUUUAAGUAUAUCAUUGUGGAGCAGAGGGGGGCGGGGCCGGGCUGGAAUGCGCACAGUCCCCGAUCGGCCUGAUGGGGCGCGCAAGGGAUAAAGGCAGCCGGUGACGACGGAUCGAGAGAGAGAGAAUUACGGGCAUGUCCGUCAUGUGUGUGUUUAUGGUUGUGCUUUUGGUUUGAGUUUAAUUAAAUUAUCAUUUAUAUUGACAAGCCGGUUCUCGCCUCCUCCUUGCCCAUCGUAACCCCCUUACAUUGGUACCGAAACCCGGGAGGGAGGAGGGAUGCCCGUCGCAGAGUCCUCGACACUGCCGUCCACCCAGGGGAGCGCCGCUGCCAUCUGCCGGGUGACUGAGUAGCCCGACCGCCCGGAUGCGGGGAAUGGCCGCAGGGCGAGUGGGGACUGGAUUCCCCGACCUCCUGGAGCGAUAGAGCCGCUGCCAGGGGCGGAGGAGUGCCCUGCCGUCCCCCAGAAACGCGGAGGGGUCGAGUGAAGACCGCCGUCCGUGAGGGGAGGAGGGAAGUAACUCCCCGAUCGCCUGGAGCGGUAGGGCCGCUGCCAGGGGCGGAGGAAUGUCCCCAGGUGCCGCCAGAAAAGCGGAGGGACGUUUUGUCCGCUGGAGGUCGGAGGUUUGACUCCGGUUCGCCCGGAGAGGAGCAGCUGUUGUCCGCUGGAGAGUGUGGAGGAGUGUUCGAGGACCACGAGACGGUACAUCAGAGAACCGGUGAGUGAGCUUUUUCUCUCUCUCCUCUCUCUCGCUCUCUUUCGCACCGUGUUGGCCUUUUCCCUCGCCUAUUUCAUUUUUUUUGUUUUCCCCUCCUGUCUCCUCCCAGGUCGAGGAAGGCGGGGAUGACCUGAGCAUGCCCUUCCCCAGGGAAGGGGGUGUAGGUCAUGCCGGUGGCACCCCGGCCUGAGGUAACGCCGGGAGGAGUGUGGAGCGGAGGGGGGCGGGGCCGGGCUGGAAUGCUCACGCCCGGUCCCCAAUCGGUCUGAUGGGGCACGCGAGGGAUAAAAGUGGCCAGUGACGACGGUUAGAGAGAGAGAGAAUUAUGGACAUGUCCGUCAUGUGUGUGUUUAUGGUUGUGCUUUUGGUUUGAGUUUAAUUAAAUUAUCAUUUAUAUUGACAAGCCGGUUCUCGCCUCCUCCUUGCCCAUCGUAACCCCCUUGCAAUCAUAGCAUUUCAAUAUUAUACUAUUUAAAAAUAUUACUUAAAUAUAUAUUAUUUACAUAAUGGAUUUAAGUAAUAAAUAAAAAAUAAACUAAAUAAAUUCAAUAAAUAAUUUAAUUUAAAAAAGUAUUAUUGUGUUACAGUACUUUUGUCUAAUAAGAAGGGGGAAUGCUUAGUUAUGAAACAAAAAAAAAAAAUAUGCUUAAUUUUCUUCAUGCACAAUAUAUUCUUUUUUAUUUUAUUUUGGGGUGACCUAGAAAUGUUUUCAUGUGAUGCACCCUGAAGCUCCACAAAGCAUUUGCCGUUCAUUUCCAUUGAAAAAGAUGUUUCUAUCUUUCUAAGCUUCUGUCUUCAGCAGAUAAAGUUGUCCUUCACAAAAUGCUUGUGUGUGAAUCACUGUGACUGCAGAGAUAAAGAAAGGCAAACAUAACAAAUGCCCUUUUAAAGUCUAUUUAGAGUCUACAUUUCAUCAUACCAUCUCCAUAACAUCGAUAAUAAUAAGAUUGUGAUCUACAUUUAUUGAACAUAUUAAUGUUGUUAAAUGUCUCACUUGAGAUAAACCCAGCACACAUACGCUCACAAUAACACAUCCUAAAAUGUGUUCCCCCUCAAUAGUCUGCGAAUACUCGGCACAUUUACAGGAUACUCGUCCACCACAUUGUGAUCUUAUAUUGUGUUUUCAGUCAGGAAUAGACUUACAAUGGUGCUGAACGUAUAUAAAUAUUUGACUGUUUGUACAUUUUUGAGGCGUGUGCACUCUUAUGUUUUAUGGGGAAUCAUGGUAUUUAGCAUAUGCUGUUUUUGUUUGCGAUGGUGAAUGAGAUGCCAACAUGCAUGAGUUGGGGAAAAAUAGCUUCCUUAAAAGGUAAACAUUUAGUUGCAUUCAAAUGUAUAUAAAUACAACGCUUUUUUAACGUUGCAGUUCAGUGUCUGUGUUAUGUUUGUUUUGAAGAAUCACCUUCCUGUUAAAAUGGUUACAUUUUUAUCGUUUGGUGCUCCAAAUACUUGAGUACACGUCCUUCGACUGGGUAUUUAACAAUAUGAACCAACAUUUGCCAUGUUGUCAGUUCCAAUGUGUUAGACCAUGCUUGCAUUAUGAUGAUAAGGAUUUGAUUGACAUGCAUUUUGUUUUAUUUUUCCUAUUGUUUAAUCAUUUCAACAGUUCUUAUUGUAGUCUUUCCUAUCACCUGCCAAAAUCUGUACAACUAUUAUUGUAUUAGGUUAUUUAAAGUUAUCUAUUAACAAAAAAUUUAACUAUAAUGUAAAUAUGCUUUUAUUUAUUUUUUUCAUUUUAAAAUGGAUAGUUUGUACAUCAUCUUUACUCUACAGAGAGUGCAGUAUGUAUGUCAGUGGUGUAUCUAGGAAAACGAAUGCACUGUAGCAUUACCAGGGUCCUUAAUAUUGUCCACUUAAAGAUCUUCUUUUAUUCACAUUCUAUGUUAACAUCUACUUAUUAUUGGAUGAGGCAAUAUUCCAAAAUGCACAUAAAACCAAUUAUCUCUUCAAAGAGAUCCAGUGCUGUUGUUCAGCGUGACAGCUAGGCAGCGUAUACCCUGUGUUGUCUUUGUUGUUUUGUCUGUGUG
Molecule: messenger RNA, 6487 nt
Organism: Xyrauchen texanus (razorback sucker)
Lineage: Eukaryota; Metazoa; Chordata; Actinopteri; Cypriniformes; Catostomidae
Gene: tp53inp2b
Product: tumor protein p53-inducible nuclear protein 2
Exons: 4
Coding region: 475-1302 (275 amino acids)
Biological process (GO): positive regulation of DNA-templated transcription; autophagosome assembly
Cellular component (GO): autophagosome; nucleus
Source: RefSeq, a predicted model, not a curated record